This is a messenger RNA of Monoraphidium neglectum, 938 nucleotides long. RefSeq lists its product as hypothetical. NCBI's taxonomy places the organism in Eukaryota, Viridiplantae, Chlorophyta, Chlorophyceae, Sphaeropleales, Selenastraceae. The transcript has 3 exons. The annotation marks the transcript as partial. The record is from RefSeq and is a predicted model, not a curated record. Gene Ontology annotation, molecular function: mRNA binding.
AUGAAGCCGGGCAUUGGCGGCCCGAUGGCCAUGCAGGUCCCGGUGGGCGCCAUGUCCCCAGAGCAGCAGGCCCAGAUGAUGCAGGCGGCCGCGGCGGCGCAGUGGGGUAUGGUGCCCGCGAUGUCGCCACACAUGUGGCGCCACAUGCAGAUGGGCUACGCGAUGUCGCCGUACGGCCAGCCCGCCGUCGCGGGCGCGGCCGGCGCGGCGCCGGCGCCGGCGAUGGUCGCGCGGCCGCCGUACGGCAUGGGGGCGCCCAUGUACGUGUUCCCCCAGCAGAUGGCGGGGGGCAUGAUGCCGUGGGGCAUGUACCCCCAGCAGAUGGCCUUCCCUACCCCAGGGGGCUACGUCGUGUACCCAAGCGCCGCCGCGUAUGGCGGCGCCGCAGUGCAGCCGGGCAUGGCGCCCGUGGCGGCGGCCGGCAUGAUCCCCGGCGGUGCUGCCGGCGGCGCCGGCAGCGGCGCGGACGAUGCGCGCGGGAAGGCCGGAGAGGGCGGCGCCGGCGGUCCCCGCGCGGGCGGCGGCGGCGGCGGGGGCGGGCGCCACAACCACUAUAGCAGCAGCUACGCGGCGAGCGAGGAGAGCGGCGAGGGCGCGUUCCGCGGUGGCGGCGGCGGCGGCGGCGGCAGCUACGCGAGCAGCGGCUACAGCAGCAGCUACGGCGGGCCGCCGCCGGGGCCGCUCACGACGCUGUACGUCGGAAACCUGGCGCCCUCUGUGACCGAGGAGGCCCUGCAGGCGCAGUUUGUGCAGUUUGGACCUGUCGAGAGGGCUCAGGUCAUCCGCGAGCGGGAGACCGGGGAGGCCCGGGGCUAUGGCUUCGUGACGUUCAGCGCGGCAUCCCCGCAAUCUGCGCCCGCGGCGAUGGCGCGCCUUAACGGCGCCACGCUGGACGGCGCGUUCCAGGGCCGCACCAUCCGCGUGUCGCCCAGCAACAA